AAGGGCCUUUAAGCGGCUUUCACCGUGACGGUUACACCUAAAACCUGUGCAACCAUUGGAUAGAGGCCGUUCUGUUGACAGAUGGUGCUAAAUAUUUCCAUAUGUGUGGAAAAAAUCACUUAACUGUUUUCAGAGGAGCCCUUGCACAAUAGGUUUCAUUGUCAUCCGUUAAACACUUCUGAAAAGCUACGCAGGAGUUUCAGGGAUUUUUCGACUGACCGAAAGGACAGCUGUCUGUUGAGCUCUGCAGACAACAGACGAACCGAUUUGAAGGAAUCUUUGAUUUACGCCCGGGCAGAAUGCGAGGACUACAUGCUGUUUUACUCUUUUUCAUCUUUUUCUGCUGCAUCCGGGCUAAGAAGAUGCGGUGGUGCACAGUGUCAGAUCCCGAACAGAAGAAGUGUGCAGAACUAGCCAAGGCUCUGGUGGCGGCGCUGCCGCCAGCCGCAGUGGCUGCGUUCGCCCGACUCUCGUGCAUACGAGCGUCCAGCACCACCGACUGCAUCGACAGGAUCAGGGCAAACCGUGCCGAUAUGGUGACGUUAGACGCAGGAGAAGUUUAUUCGGCUGUGAAGCAGUUUGGCCUUGUCACCAUCGCCAAAGAGAUUUACAGCGACGGAGGCUGCAUCCUGUCUGUGGCUGUGGUGAGAAACAGCAGUUUGGACAUACGCUCCCUGAGGGGCCUGAGGAGCUGUCACAGUGGGGUCCGGUGGACGGCUGGAUGGAGUCUUCCCCUCGGCUUCCUGCUGUCCCGCAACUACCUGAGCUGGUCGAAGGAGCAGCCGCUCAGUCAGGAUGUCAGUUCCUUUUUCAGUGCCAGCUGUGUUCCCGGAGCUGCUGCCGUCGCACCGGCCCUGUGCUCCCUGUGUCAGGGCCAGAAGUCUUACAUUCGGCAGAAGAAUUACCACUGCGAGACGUCCCACAGUGAGCCCUUCUACAACAGCCAAGGGGCCCUCAGAUGUCUCAGGAGCGGGGCGGGAGAUGUUGCCUUCGUGGACCAUUUAGCUCUUGAAAGUAUUGAAGGCAGUGAUGGAGAUGAGUUCAGGCUGCUAUGCACAGAUGGCACACAGGCUCCCCUCAGUCAAUACAGAAACUGUAAUCUGGGACGGGGUCCCGGAGGCGGCACGGUCACCAGAUUUAACUUUCGCAAGAUUGCCCGCAAAUUUCUGGUAACGGUACAGAUGUUGUUUGGCCAACAAGGGAGAGAGAGACGGCGCUUCCAACUCUUCAACUCCUCUUCUUUUGGAGAAAACGACCUUCUCUUUAGAGAUGUGACGGAUAAACUCGCCGUCGUGCCGGACGACAUGGAUGUCAGUCAGGUGCUUGGGCUGGAUUAUGUGGCACUCCUCAAAGGUCUUGGACAUGAAGGGAGCUCGCUGGAGGACAGUGUUGUACGGUGGUGCUGUAUCAGCCAUGCAGAGCAGAAGAAAUGUGAGCAGUGGGCCCUCAGUAUUAAGUCAGACCCGCUGGUGUGCGUGAGCGCCGCCUCUAUGCGUGACUGUAUCGAGAAAAUUAAGAGGGACGAGGUGGACGCCGUCUCGCUGGAUGCAACUCACUCUUUCAUCGCGGGAAAAUGUGGUCUUGUCCCAGUAGUAACAGAAUAUUACGGAGGGAAAUGUGUCCCUGCUGAGGGAUCAACUCCCCGAGAGACAGGCGCGUUGCCCUCGGUGGUGGGCGUUGCGGUGGCAAAGCGCUCCAAUAGAAACGUAUUCAUGGGGAACCUUGGAGGCCGCCGCUGCUGUCUGGGCCACAUGUACAGCCCCGCAGGCUGGCUGCUGCCCUACAGACACACACUAAGCCCGGAGCACAACAGCAGCACCCCCUGUGAUCCAAACCAAGUGUACAACGACGUGUUUUGGAAAGGCUGCCUCCCUGGCUCUCUGGGGAAUCUGUGUAAAGUGUGUCUGGGAGGCACCGGGGAGGCUGCCACCAAACGCUGCGCUGACAACCACAAUGAGCGUUACUACGGCAACAUGGGGGCAUUAAGGUGUCUGGUUGGAGAUCCCAGUGGUAAAAGCUAUGGCGACGUGGCGUUCCUCGAGCAACACAACCUCCUUGCAAACAUCCUGAGUUUGAGUUCCACUGGUUGGGCAGACGGGUGGACGGCAUCGGACUACGAGCUGCUUUGUGCCGAUGGUCGUCGGGCUCCGCUGUCGGAGUGGGAAAGCUGUAACCUCGGGGUGAUCCCACCAAACACCGUCAUGACACGACCGGUGCUCACGGCACGAGUGUACGACUUCCUCAUGAAGUCACAGCCAACCCAAACACCGAGUUCAAGCUCUUUGAGUCUCAUCAAUAUGGAGAAAGUGAUCUGCUGUUCAAAGAUGCCACUCAGUGUUUUGUACACACGAGCCACAUGGACUACCGCUCCAUCCUCGGAGAGGAGUUUUACAGUCAAGCAGAAACGGCCUUCAACUGCACACACUCUGAUAUCUUGGAGUUUUGUAAUCAGGACGUGUGCAGCAUGUUUUAAUGGACAGUUGCUUUUGAAUUUGCUACUUCAGUGGUUCAACCCUUUGUCCACGAUCUUCUCCGAUGUCUGCAAACCGUCAACUGCAUUCUUCAGCCUUUAUUCCUAUUAAUACAGAUGUCAACGGAUGGAGAAAAUCAACUUUCAGAUGCCAUGUAACUUGUUGUGAGGUGUGAUGGCAAAAAUAUGGGUGUAAAAUAGAUGUGUGUGGAAUAUGUAACCAUGUGGUCACAUUUUUUACAUCCACCAAUUGCAUUGCAUUUGUUAAUACAUAUAAACAAAAGUGUGAGAUUGGGAACACAAGAUGUAUGGUGAUGCCAAAUAAAUGUUUAUAAAUGUGCA
Molecule: messenger RNA, 2812 nt
Organism: Gasterosteus aculeatus aculeatus (three-spined stickleback)
Lineage: Eukaryota; Metazoa; Chordata; Actinopteri; Perciformes; Gasterosteidae
Source: RefSeq, a predicted model, not a curated record